AUGUUCAAGAAGUUCAAGGACAAGAUCAAGGGCGAUGACAGCUCUUCAAGGCCGUCAUAUGGGACAGACCAACACAAUCAGCACUCAAACAACCCUUACUACAGCUCUCCUCAAGACCAGCAGCAUAACAUAGCGCCGACGGAGAAGUAUCAAGCACCGCCUGGCCCGCCGCCGAACCAGGCUUCAUCCUCGUCUGGGUACUCCGCUCCGCCAGGUCCUCCACCGAGCCACGGGUCAUCUUCUUAUACUGCUCCUCCAGGGCCUCCACCUAAACAAGAGUUCUCAGGUUACGCACCCCCAGCAGGGCCUCCUCCUUCGUAUCCACAGCAACCCCCUCCUAGCUGGGAUCCCCCGCCAUACCACGACUGGACAGUCGUACCUGACACUGCACUUCUACCCCCACCACCUUCGAUGGGUUACGAUAGCUCUCCAACUGCUAAUGCAUCGACUGAAGAUGGCGAUCGUGCCUUGGCUUGGACCAACAUGAAUCCUUUGUGGCCACCACAGAACCUGCAGCCUAGCACUCAUGCUGCGAUUCAAAACGGGCAGCUUGCCCUACUGAAAGCGCCAUCGUAUCUGGGUGAUCUACUCCCUCAACCUCAGGCAGGACACUGGCGUUGUCGCACUCAUGCGAACUGCAGGGAUUCGAGUAUUCUCACAAAUCUGCCCAUGUACAGCGUGUUUUGGGACUCACCGCUCAACACACAACGCUCCAAGACUGUCUACUUUGAACUCAAAGUCCUUGGAAUCGGUCGCGGUGGCUUCUCUUUCUCGGAAGCAGACGCCGGUAUCGCGAUAGGCUUCGUUGCGCCGCCUUAUCCUACGUUCCGUCUCCCUGGCUGGGAACGUGCCAGUCUUGGAGUGCAUGGAGAUGAUGGAAGAAAGUACGUCAAUGAUGCAUGGGGCGGUAUCGACUUCACCUCGGCUUUCAAGCCCGGCGACACUGUUGGUAUUGGCAUCACCUUCUCGGUUCCGCGCAACCCGCCAUCAUACGAGCAGUCGCAACACGGAAGGAUGCUAGAUAUCGACGUAUUCUUCACGCGUAAUGGAGUAAAGGAAGGCGGUUGGGAUGGUAACGAGGAACUCGACGUGCGAAGCGAGGGAGGCAACACGGGACUGAGGGGCGAAUGCGAUCUCUUUCCGGCGAUUGGCGUGUUUGGCGGUCCGCUCGUCAUGUCGGCAACUACACCAUACUCGCCUCAGAACUUUGGCUACCCGUUGAUGCUCGAAGACUAUGUCCCGGUCCCACCUCUACCGACUACUGUCGCAGAUCUCUGCGCCACGUGUCAUGCACCUGAUGCGAAGAACAAAUGCAGCAAAUGCAAGAACAUCCGCUAUUGCUCGCCAGCCUGUCAAAAACACGAUUGGGUUUCCAGCCACAAUCUCAUUUGCAAGCCUUACGUCAAAGCCAUCGAACACGCCGUCUACGAUGGCAUACGACGGGUGUUAUACUUCCCCGUCGAUUCAGCCAAGCCUGUUUUCUCUGUCCUUGCUUUCGAUGAGGAAGGUACGGUAGGCGGUCUCGAACAACACUUCCCAGGUGUACCGGUUUCGGAGAUCAAGAAACUAUCAUUCCACAACCGCUACUUUCCGUAUUUCAUCCAGAUCAACUACGACAUGAACGCAAAGGGAAAGCGUGCACUCACUGAGAACAAGAGCCUCGGACUGCCGUUUCGCGGUCCAGUCGUAGUCUUGGCAUAUGACCUGGACAUUGCGCUGAGUGGUCCAGCGUUGAACGCUGAUGCCUCGAUCAUGCGGCCAUUGAUGGAGUACGUUGAGCUGUUGCGCGAGUACGAUGGACCGAAAUUUGUCGAGCAGCCGCAACAGAGGUAUACCGAGGCAGAGCUGAACGUUAUCAUGGGCUCGCCUUCUGUAUCUGGUGAAGCAAGGACGUGA
Molecule: messenger RNA, 1896 nt
Organism: Alternaria ventricosa
Lineage: Eukaryota; Fungi; Ascomycota; Dothideomycetes; Pleosporales; Pleosporaceae
Exons: 3
Coding region: 1-1896 (631 amino acids)
Molecular function (GO): protein binding
Source: RefSeq, a predicted model, not a curated record